GUUGUUUACUUCUGUUGAGUAGCUGGUGGUUUUGUUUAUAGGUUCGCAUAAUUGGACCCUAUUAAACCCAAGCACUUUCGAAAUAACAACGUUUCAAACAUUUUUUUAACACAUUGUCUUACGGUGGAUGUUGAAACUAAUGUGUCCAAGUAACGAAACGAUGAAAUAAUCAAUCAAUAGUUCCGAUUGCUAAUACUUCAAUUUCACAGUUGUACCGUUUUCAAUGUAUUGAAAAUUAAUAGCUCGAUGUAUCGAAACAUUUACAUUUAUCUUCUAUUCGUACGUUAUGUAUUUUCUAUCGUUGCACGAUUCGAAUUGCCAAACAGAAUCACAAUUUAAACAAACCUUACAAUGUUUAUUUUAAUAUUAAAUAAAAUUUUGCCAGCUCUGGUUCUUGCACCGUGGUAAGGCUAGGUUCCUUUUAAUUUAUCUGACUCGUGGAUAUGUAUGCAAAAACGAAGAUAAUGUUGCGAUUAAUGGGUAACCUAUUUGUCCUAUAUUAUCAGCAACAUUUCAUGAUUUAGCAGCCAUAUGUGUUUUUAUUAUCUUGUUGUAACAUUGUUAUUUUACAAACUAAUGCAAAACGUGGCAUACAACGUUAUUAACUUAUGCAUAUGGACAGUGUAUUGUAUGUAUUAUUUUGUGUAAAAUAGAAAUAAAUUGUUUUACGAUUUAAUGACACUUUUAUCCACCUUUUUAUGUUCUUCGUUUUAACACAUAAUGAAAGUUACGUUAAAAAAAUGUAACUUUGCGAAAGUUACCAGUGUAAUAUGAUCCAAAGUUGUAACCUAUGUUUUUGCCUGAUAUUAUACAUUGGUGCAUCGAAGAAGUCUCUUUAAUUUGCUUGUACUGUGUUUAAUAGCUUCCCUCGUUAAAAAUGUAAUUAGCUUGUGCAUAAUUCGGAAAUUUUUCAAUCAGAAAAUUUGAUAAAGAAGCGUACAUAUAUCGUACGCGAGCACAGAUUGGCUAGUUUUAAAUUCUAAACCGACAGUGUGAUGGAUGGUUUAUAUAACAACGGCUAUAUUGCGUAGUGUGACUCAAUACGUAGAAGAUGCGUCGUUCCAGUCUAAAAAAUGUUGUAUUAAUCUUAUAAAAUAAAUUGCUAACAUUUAUUACAUAAUUAAUUAUUAAUUUCGAUUUAAAUGUAAAUAAAAUAUAGAGAAAACUAUUGUAUUUUAAUUUGUGAAAUAUAUUUUUUAAAUAAAUUUUUAUAUUGUCAAUUUAAUACUGUACACUGAAAAUAAUACUCAUUAAAAUAUGACUGAAUCAAGUCCAUCCAAACGAAGGAAAACAUUGGAUCUCUUGACAAAGUUUAAGAGUAAUAGAGAGAAUACAGCCGAAUGUGUCAUGACAUUUAAUUUUAAAAAAGAACGCGUUCGAGUAUUGAAUAGUUUGAAAGAUGUUAAAAAGGAAUGUAAAGGUAUUUUAUAUUGGAUGUUUCGUGAUGUUAGAAUACAAGAUAACUGGGCUUUGCUUUUUGCUCAAAAAACUGCUUUAAAAAACAAUGUACCACUUCAUGUAUGUUUCUGUAUAAUGCCAAGCUUCCUCGAUGCUUCAAUAAGAUACUAUAAAUUUCUCCUGAAAGGAUUGGAGAAAGUUGAGGAGGAAUGUAAAACAUUGAAUAUAAAUUUCCAUCUUUUGCAUGGAGAACCAAACAUUGGCAUUCUUAAAUUUGUAAAAACAUUUAAUAUGGGUGCUGUGAUUACAGACUUUUGCCCAUUGAAAUUGCCUAUGUCAUGGAUCAAUGAUUUACAGAACAAUCUUCCUAAAGAUGUUCCUAUUUGUCAAGUAGAUGCACAUAAUAUUGUGCCCUGCUGGUGUGCCUCGCCGAAAGAAGAAUUUGCUGCUAGAACAAUUAGAAAUAAAAUACAUACAAAGCUGGAAGAAUUUUUAACUGAAUUUCCACCCAUUGUAAAACAUCUGUAUGCGACAACAAAUAAGUUUGAAAAGAAUGACUGGGAAACAGCUUUACAAAAUGUAAAAGUAGAUACAUCUGUGGAUGAAAUUACAUGGGCAACGCCAGGGUAUGAACAUGGUAUUAAAGAACUAGAAAGUUUUAUACAAAAUCGUUUGAAACAGUACGCCGAUAAACGUAAUGAUCCGUUGUCGGAUGCUACUAGCAAUUUGUCUCCAUGGUUUCAUUUUGGUAUGAUAUCUGUACAACGUUGUAUUUUAGAAAUACAGGAAUACAAAAAGUUAUAUCCGAAAUCGGUCCAAUCUUUUAUCGAGGAGGCUGUUACACGGCGAGAACUUAGCGACAAUUUUUGUUUCUACAAUGAAAAUUAUGAUCUUCUUGAAGGAGCUCAUGCUUGGGCAAUAGAAACAUUAACCAAGCAUCGAGAAGAUAAAAGAAAGUAUGUGUAUUCUUUAAAUCGUUUGGAGAAUUCCGAAACCCAUGAUGAUUUAUGGAAUGCAUGCCAAAAUCAAAUGGUAACAACAGGAAAAAUGAGUGGAUUUUUGAGAAUGUAUUGGGCAAAGAAGAUAUUAGAAUGGACUGCAACACCUGAAAGUGCAUUAGAAACGGCUAUUUUCUUAAACAAUAAAUAUAGUAUAGAUGGUUGUGAUCCUAAUGGUUAUGUAGGUUGCAUGUGGUCUAUAUGUGGUGUACAUGAUCAUGGUUGGCCAGAGAGAGAAAUAUUUGGAAAAAUAAGAUACAUGAAUUAUGAAGGAUGUAAAAGAAAGUUUAACAUUAGUGAGUUUGUCACCAAAUGGGGAAAGGAAGAGAAGCGAUAAUGUAUCGAAAUAAGGCAACUAAAUGUCA
Molecule: messenger RNA, 2761 nt
Organism: Colletes gigas
Lineage: Eukaryota; Metazoa; Arthropoda; Insecta; Hymenoptera; Colletidae
Product: deoxyribodipyrimidine photo-lyase-like
Exons: 7
Coding region: 1258-2733 (491 amino acids)
Biological process (GO): photoreactive repair
Molecular function (GO): deoxyribodipyrimidine photo-lyase activity
Source: RefSeq, a predicted model, not a curated record